Molecule: messenger RNA, 1942 nt
Organism: Gigantopelta aegis
Lineage: Eukaryota; Metazoa; Mollusca; Gastropoda; Neomphalida; Peltospiridae
Product: calreticulin-like
Exons: 11
Coding region: 76-1326 (416 amino acids)
Biological process (GO): protein folding
Cellular component (GO): endoplasmic reticulum; endoplasmic reticulum membrane
Molecular function (GO): calcium ion binding
Source: RefSeq, a predicted model, not a curated record
GGUAUCACGUGGAAAUAGUGGUAAAAUUGACGGUGUAAGCUGCAUGUUCGUCCUUUGAGAGAAAAACCUACAGAGAUGAGACCGUUGUUUAUAAUUUGUGCACUCUUUAGUGCAGUUCUCUGCGAUCCAACUAUUUAUUUUGAAGAAAAAUUUGAGGAGGAUUUUGAAGGUCGAUGGGUCUCCUCAACCAAAAAAGGCUCAGAUCAAGGGAAGUUUGUGUGGACAGCAGGGAAAUUUUAUGGAGAUGCCGAAAAGGACAAAGGUAUCCAGACAAGCCAGGAUGCCAAAUUCUAUGGCCUUUCAGCAAAGUUUGAGAAACCUUUCACAAAUGAAGGCACGGAUCUCGUCAUCCAGUUCACUGUGAAGCACGAGCAGAACAUCGACUGUGGUGGUGGAUAUGUGAAGAUAUUCCCCAGUGACCUGGACCAGAAGAACAUGCAUGGAGACACCCCGUACUACAUUAUGUUCGGGCCUGACAUUUGUGGACCAGGAACAAAGAAAGUGCAUGUAAUUUUUAAUUACAAAGGAAACAAUCUUUUGACAAAGAAAGAUAUUCGUUGCAAGGACGAUGUCUUCACUCAUUUGUACACUCUAAUCGUAAAGCCAGACAACACUUACAUUGUGAAGAUAGACAAUGAGAAGGUUGAAAGUGGUGAUCUAGAGGCGGACUGGGAUUUCCUUCCAGCUAAGAAGAUCAAGGAUCCUGAUGCGAAGAAGCCUGAGGACUGGGAUGAGCAUGAGAAGAUUGAUGACCCUGACGACACUAAACCUGAGGAUUGGGAGAAGCCUGAACACAUUCCUGAUCCAGAUGCCAAGAAACCCGACGACUGGGAUGAUGAGAUGGACGGAGAAUGGGAGCCACCUAUGAUUGACAACCCCGACUACAAGGGUGAAUGGAAACCAAAGCAGAUUGACAACCCUAACUACAAAGGAAAGUGGGUCCACCCUGAGAUUGACAAUCCCGAGUAUAGCCCAGAUGAAAAUCUAUACAAAUAUUCCGAUAUUGGUUCUAUUGGUUUUGAUUUAUGGCAGGUGAAAUCUGGAAGUAUUUUUGACAACAUUUUAAUAACAGAUGAUGAGAAAUAUGCUGAAGAAUUUGGAAAAGAAACAUGGGGUAAAACAAAAGAUCCUGAGAAAAAAAUGAAGGAUGAUCAAGAUGAAGAAGAUAGGAAAAACCGAGAGGAAGAAGAAAAGAAAAGGAAAGAGGACGAUGAUAAGAAAAAAGAUGAUGAAGAUGAGGAGGAGGAGGCUGAGGAAGAAGAGGAGAAAGAAGAUAAGGAAGAUAAGGAAGAUAAGGACAAAGACGAACCUCGUGAUGAAUUGUAACCAAUUUGUCAUCUAGGAAAUAAGAUCACUUCAUUCAGCAGUUUGCCAAGUAAUAUCCUACAGUUCCAACAGCUAGGACAGAAGUCUUCAAAAUUUAUCAGUGACGUUUCUAUUCAUCACUCAUCAUAGUCAUGUUAUGUUUUGUUAUGUUUAUGGGUAUUUAUCCACUGACUUUGUUUUCCAUGUACAAGACUUGGAAUUGUCAUAAAAAUUGCCAGUUGCAGUAAAGAUAGUUUCUUUCAUUAGAUUGGAAAAUCUUUCAGGUUUUAUUUCAUUAGUUCCUUGAGUGGAUGAAGUGUGAAAGUUGUUGUUGAAUGAAUGCAUAAAUAUAUUUUGGUGUCUCUAUAGGUCAUAUGCAUUAAGUAUACAAUGUUUGUUUUUGUCUCCAUAUUUUGUUGCCUGUGACUGGAUUGAGUGGGGAGUUAGAUCAGGAGAAAUUAGAAUUGGCUGUGUUUAAUACUACUUUAAUACAUCUUUCUGUACAGUUCUGUACUGUACAGGGAAUAUUUUGUAUCAUAUUGUUGAUGUAUAUAUUUAUACACAUGGCUUUUGUCAUUGUUUGUGGUAGGGUGUUCAUCCAAAGUCCGUGGUAUUAAUAAAAGUCCACUUUUUGCUA